Messenger RNA from Brienomyrus brachyistius, 1422 nucleotides. RefSeq names its product suppressor of cytokine signaling 1a (gene socs1a). Gene Ontology annotation, biological process: phosphatidylinositol phosphate biosynthetic process; intracellular signal transduction. The coding region runs from base 576 to 1193 and encodes 205 amino acids. The record is from RefSeq and is a predicted model, not a curated record. Gene Ontology annotation, cellular component: phosphatidylinositol 3-kinase complex. The transcript is spliced from 2 exons. Gene Ontology annotation, molecular function: 1-phosphatidylinositol-3-kinase regulator activity. Lineage: Eukaryota; Metazoa; Chordata; Actinopteri; Osteoglossiformes; Mormyridae.
GGUGCAGCUAAAUCCGAUGCGUUUAACAAUGCGAAUUACGAUCAGGAUCCUGAAAGGCAGAACUGUACACCGCCAUCACUUUGCAACGUGGAAAAAAUAUUCUGUGGUUUUUCUUUGAUGAAUCGAUGAUGCUCUUCAAAAUCAUCACUACUCCCUAUUCCCUCGAAGAGAAACGCCAAGAAAAUACAUGAAAGCAUUUUGAGAUUUCUCCAUCGGAAUCAGUUAAAACGAAACAGAAAGGAUUCUAAGAAAGCCAAACGCGGGGUGGAGCUAAGCGGCAAGUAAAACCCAUAGACGGAGCUCGACACAAUGCAUAUGUUGGGCAUGUAAGAGAAGGAUCUACUUUCCUGAUCCGUCACACGAAGUGUUUGUCUAAAGGCAAGAGUAACGGAGUCGAUGAAAACAAUAAUCACACCGAGUGAGAUCUGCUCUGCUUCAACACGAGCAGUCAAGACACGUAGGUUGUACGGAUUUGUCUGCCAGCUGCACAGCGGGCGCAUUUGUCAAAGGAGAUUGCUUAUAGUGCCGACGAUCAGAAGGCUUUAUCUCAAUCACCUUAAUGAAGGACGCUAUGGAUGACCACGCAGUCUGGUCUUUUCUGUAGGAUGGUAGAACCUAUUAACGUGGAACGCAAUGAAGCAGAAGAGCGCGACAGAGUCCAGCAGUUGGCAGAUAAUAUACAGCCCAUUCGGCACAGACCCGACAGCCGUGAAUGUCAAACACAUUUCCCACUUUUCAGGAACCAGAACGAUUUCAGCAUCAUCAGCAUGACUACAUCAAAGCUGGAGGAAAGUGGCUUCUAUUGGCAUUCCAUAAAUGCCGAAAAGGCUCAGCUGCAUCUCAAGGACCUACCUGUGGGAAGUUUCCUGAUCCGAGACAGCAGCCGGAAGGACUACUUCUUCACACUGAGUUACAAAUCUUCGUCCGGGCCUGUCAAUAUCCGCAUCAGUUUCCAGGGAUCGCGUUUUAGCUUGAAUGGGAGUAAGGAGACUUUUGAUUCUCUAUUCAAACUGUUGGAACAUUACGUUAAGAAGAAGAUUUUGACCAAGCCUUGCAGAAGAGUGAAGGUACAGUCCCUCCAAGAGUUGUGUCGGAAAAGGAUUAUUGAAACAUGGGGCGCACAGAAAAUAGAGAGUAUCCCACUGGCCGCUGUCCACCAAAAAUUUUUGAAAUCUUUUCCAUACCCUUUGUAAUGGUACGGAUGGACGCCUGGGGAACAUUUGACAAGUUACUAGUUGCUACUCUGUUGCAAUGUUUUAGGAAAUCUCGUAGCAAACCAAUACACUCAAUUUCAAUCGUUUACGUCUGUCAAUGUUUACACUAUGCAGGGCACUCGCUGUUCUGUAGGCGUACAUCUGCUAUGCAGACCAAUAUAUUUUUAUAUUUUCAUAAAGAAAAUAAAUUUUGUUUUGAAAAAAAUAA